UUUUUAUGAGUCGGGAUCUGAAAGAAAUAGAAAAUGGCUGCCUCCAUGAUCAGGAAUUUUUCCAAGGGGGCCAGAGUCAUAGCGAGACAUGCUUUCAGACAUCCCACAUGUGUCUACAAUACAGAGAUCCUGGCUCUAUCUGGAAGUCACACAAACUGUACAAAUCUCACUCAGCAGUUCUCUACCCUGAGUCUGGGAAAUACAGACACUUACACAGAGAGGAGCAUGUACAGAACACCUCACUCACAGAGAUCCCUGCUUGAAGUUUGCACACCUUUCAAGACGACAGUCAGAACAAAGAUUCGCUACAGCCGACUCAACAAAGACAAGACUGUCCGUCCUGUGAUUCGACGAUUUUACCGUCUGGACUGGGGGGCCUGGAUCAGAACAAGAUGCGGCCGGGGAAAGAAACGCUACCAAAAAUCCUCAGCACGGAAAAAACGCCUGGAUCAACACGUGUUUUGUAACAAACAACAAAAUAAACUAUUGGACCAACUGGUCACGCCGUUCUGGAGGAAAAAAAUGUACUUUGUGGACGAUCCUUAUGAACCUUAUCACAAGCGACACCAUCUCUCUAGAUAUUUUAAGGAAAAACCUGUAUUUUUACCAUGAUUGUUGAAUGUUGGUUUAUUGAAGAAAAUAAAUUGAUUGUGCUUAUA
Molecule: messenger RNA, 659 nt
Organism: Saccostrea cuccullata (small rock oyster)
Lineage: Eukaryota; Metazoa; Mollusca; Bivalvia; Ostreida; Ostreidae
Product: large ribosomal subunit protein bL35m-like
Exons: 3
Coding region: 34-612 (192 amino acids)
Biological process (GO): translation
Cellular component (GO): ribosome; mitochondrion
Molecular function (GO): structural constituent of ribosome
Source: RefSeq, a predicted model, not a curated record